AUGCCCACUGACGCCGAACCCAAAACUUCGAGUGAGUCUCACAGAACCCGCACGGGGUUGUUUGCCAAGUGUGGUAUUGUAGUCCCCACAUUCUUUGUACGUGACCGACACGGAUCUCCGGAGGACCCAAACAGGCCAGUUAUGACUGCAGCUGACUCACCGAAGAAGAGAAAAAGGGCCCUCAGCCCUCUACCAACUAGGAAGAUGCCCCUACAUUCAGGAGAACCAAAAACUAUCGAAACGCCUUCUGAAAACACAAUGACCGAGAAAGAAAAACUAGAGGAGGCCAAGGCUCAGUUCAGAGCCGCUAUAGACGACGAGGAGGCGGUCAAGAAGUACGACGAGGACAGAAAUAAACUCGUAAAAGCGGAGGACGACAAUAUUUGGGAUCUAGCAGCAAGACCCACCAAGGAUUCCGACCCUGAGGACGUCAAGACGGAGAAAUGGGCUACAGACAUCAUCCGAGAGAUUCGGGAAUAUGAGCGGAAUGUCACGUUCGGCAAUAUAGCCUCAGAAGCGCUGCCAGAGCCUGAUGACCGCGACAUGGGUGGCCAAUAUCUCACUAAUAAGGACCGUAUAGACCGCGAGAGCAAGCUGUUUGAGAUCGCUAAGAUCGUUCCAAAGGGCGCUCUCCUGCAUCUUCACUUCAAUGCCGCACUACACCCUGAACUACUUCUCGUACGAGCCCGGAGAAUGAAAAACAUGUACAUUCGCAGUAUACGUCCAAUUGCGAACGAGAACGAUCUGGCAUUGACGGAGGUGGUCUUCAACGUCCUAGAUCCAAAGACUGUGGAUCCUAACAUUGAUAUUUUCUCGAGUACAUACCCUGCGCUGGAAGAUGCGAUUAGGUUCAGGGAUGCAGAUGUCAAGGAUAGAAUCUGGAUGUUGUGGUCAAAAUUCCAAGACAAAUUCGAGGAGAAGUUCCCAAGAUUGUACCAACAUCAAGAGCCCGAGACUUUUAGAGAGGGACGGCCACCUCAACGGCGCCACUGUGGGGACCCGAAACUGGUCGAGUUACGUCCUGCUGAGAACUGGUUGAGGUCAAAGAUGGUGCUUAGCGAAGAUGAAGCUUAUGGCCCUCAACAAACCGUCAACGGUGUUUGGGCUCGCUUCAACCAAGCUACAAGAGCUUUCAAAGGCCUGCUGAACUACGAGAGUGUCUACAAGGACUACAUAGGCGAUGCUAUUGACCGCAUGAUUGUUGAGAAGAUCAUGUAUGCCGAGCUUCGCCCGAUGCUGCUAGACAAAUCCAUACCCACCACCGAUGGCCGCCAUACGGUUGACAACUUUGCCCAAAUGCAGCUCAUAAUUGACGGCGUUCAAAAGAAGAAGGCAGAGCUCAACAAAAAGGGAGAGCUUCACAAGUUUCCGUUUGGACUUAAGAUUGUAUACUGCACACCGCGAUCAAUACCUCCGGCACUCAUGAGAAAGGAAAUGGAACACUGCAUCGAGCUCAAGAUGAAGUUUCCAGAACUCAUAUGUGGCUUUGAUCUCGUUGGUGCUGAAGACCGACCUAAUCACAUUGGCUUCUACAAAAAAGAGCUCAAAGCUUUCCAGAAGAUCUGCAAGGACUUCAAACUAGACAUCCCGUUCAUGUUCCAUGCCGGUGAAACAUUACUUGAUACCGGCGGCUCCGCCAAACCGGAAAACUCCAAUCUCUACGAUGCAGUGGCUCUGAAAGCGAAACGCAUUGGCCACGGGUUCGCGCUCAUGAAACACCCCCGUCUUAUUGAGGACUUCAAAUAUAAAUCUGAAGAGGAGCCAGGUAUCUGUAUUGAGCUUUGUCCUAUCUCGAAUGAACUGCUACACCUUUGCAGAAAUGUCAAGGAACAUCCGUUUCCAGAAUUGCUAGCUGCAGGUAUACCAUGCACAGUCAACUCAGACAACCCCUCACUCUUUAACAACUCCAUGUCGCACGAGUUCUACCAGAUCAUGGUAGGUGCGCCUACCAUAUCCCUCUAUAGUUGGAAGCAGCUUGCACGAUGGAGCAUCGAAUACAGUUGCCUCUCAAAAAAACAACAGAAAGAAGGACUCGAAAUCCUAAAUAAGAGCUGGAGGGAAUUCUGCCAAACGAUUGUGAAAGAUUACGGUUGCCUCAUGAACCAAGAGAAACCUGAGGAGAUCGAUUACUAUAGGGCAGAGGUAGCGUAUGGGCCCCGCAGGAGGCUACAUCCAGCUAUCCUCAAAGCAGAGAGCGAUAAGGAGGGUGGAAAGGAAAAGGUCAGAGCAGAAAGGGAGAAAGCACAGAUUUGGAGAAGAUCUUUGCCCAGCGACAGUGUCGUGCUUACGCACAGUGUCGGCAGUAACCAAACAUAA
Molecule: messenger RNA, 2316 nt
Organism: Alternaria atra
Lineage: Eukaryota; Fungi; Ascomycota; Dothideomycetes; Pleosporales; Pleosporaceae
Exons: 5
Coding region: 1-2316 (771 amino acids)
Biological process (GO): adenosine catabolic process; inosine biosynthetic process
Molecular function (GO): adenosine deaminase activity
Source: RefSeq, a predicted model, not a curated record